Aspergillus aculeatinus CBS 121060 is the source of this 900-nucleotide messenger RNA. RefSeq lists its product as uncharacterized. The record is from RefSeq and is a predicted model, not a curated record. Bases 1 to 900 code for a protein of 299 amino acids. Lineage: Eukaryota; Fungi; Ascomycota; Eurotiomycetes; Eurotiales; Aspergillaceae. The transcript has a single exon.
AUGUCACCUCUCCACCCAGUCUUCACCAACCUGAACGGCGACAGCUCCUGGCUGAUCUCACUGCCCCAGCCUGCGGGCGGGUACUUCCACCUCUUGCUCGACCCAUGGCUCGGCGGACCGGCCAUCAUCACCUCAUCCUGGCUCAGCCAUAUCACGCACAUCGAACAGGAGAAGUUCCAGAGCAUCGCGCAAGUCGAGCAACUAGCACGAGAUAUCUCCGCACCCAGUGGGACGGAGAGCCGCAUCGACGCCGUGAUCGUCUCCCAUCCCUUCAGCGACCAAACCCACAAAGACACACUGAUCCAGCUUGCAUCCACCGUUCCAGUGUAUGCUACCCGCGAGGCCGCCGCGGUCGUCCGGUCGUGGGGUUAUUUCGACACGGUAGUAGAUAUCCCCGACUACGAGCCAACCACGCCGUGGCUGGAUGAGGAGCUUGCACCAAUGCCGUCGUGGCUUCACCUCUUGCGCAUCCCCACCGGCGAGCCACAUCCCGCUCUCCAUUACGGGAUCGUGAUCGCUUAUACCACUCCGAGAAAAACGACGGAGGCCGUCAUCUAUUCACCCCACGGCAUCGAACCGCCAUUCGUGCAACCGCUGGUCGAGGAAGCAUCGUUCACAACGCUCGCGCUGCUGCACGGGAUCGACGACCAGAGCACACUCGGUGUGCCGCAGCUGGGUGUGGAGAACGGGCUGCGGCUCGAGGCACUGACGGGCGCGCGGUACUGGCUGCGGACCCAUAGCCCCCUCCUCGAUUUCCGGGGUUUGGUCGGGUGGUUCUAUCGGAGUGUUCCGCGUACUCUGGACGACGGCCUGGAGCAGGCGGAACGAGAGAUGGGGUAUAAGCGGGCGAGGCCGAAUUAUGUGGAGGUGGCGAAUGGGGAGAGUGUGGUUCUGAAGUGA